CAGCAUAGGCCUUUAAGGGUUAAGUGGGAAACCGGGACGGCCAUGUGCACCUUUGGGUAUGAAUAUUAAUAACGCCAGUUGUUGUAGGCAGGAUCAGAGCAUUAAAAAGUGAAACGACGUAAGGGGAGGAGAAAGGAAAAGGGCUUUAGCUCCCUCCUGGAGGAACCGCACAGGACACUGCGUGGCUGGGAGAUCCAGCAUGAGAACCCACCUUCCCCCAGCGUUUUGGGACAGCUAAACCCAGGAACCGGUUACCCUGGCACGUCCCCCACCUCCCUCCCACCCCCCCCGGAGGAUCAGCACAUGGGACGCCGUCCAAGCCAACGCGGGCCAGACUCCAAGGCUACGGGCUGCUUGGGAGUGAGAGUGCAGGAGUUUCUGGAGAGGGGAGCUGGGCUGGACUCUCCCCCAUGUGAAAGUCCCCGUCAGGGUGCUCAGGUCUGAUCGGAGGCUGAAAUCUUUGGGAGAAAGUCGGGCACCUGGGACAGAUAGUUCCCAGCUCCCAUCUGGGAAGGAGCCCAAGCCACCAGCAUCCAGGAGAUACAGGUGGGAGCUGGGAUGGCAAAGCACCCACCUGAUGCCAGGAUUAGCGGAAAGAGAGGAGCGGGCACAGAAAGCCAGGGGUGCCAGGAGGGCCUGACAUCCAGCCAGCUGACCAUGGGUUCCCAGAGCGUCUGGCACAGUUCCCUGGGGACCGUCCUGCUCCUGACCUGGCUGAGUGUUGGCUGGGGCAUCGGCAGCACUCAGGGGACAGCCAGCAAGACCCUGGCAUUCGGCUUGGAACCUCAUCCCCGCCAUCGGCGCCAGCCAGGCCAUGGGGAAUGGACGCCCUGGGGAGGCUGGAGCGCCUGCUCCAGUACGUGUGGGGACGGCGCCUCCUUUCGCACCAGGAAAUGCAUCCAGUUCCCUGAAGAGGAGCUGUGUGCAGGGGAGCCCCGGCAGUACCGUGUGUGCAAGCUGCACGAGUGUCCUGGCAGCUCGGUGCCCUUCCGGGCCGUGCAGUGCUCCCUGUAUGACGGCAAGCCCAUCCUGGGGAGCCAGGCAAGGUACCAGUGGGUUCCUUUUCAUGGAGCGCCCAACCACUGCGACCUGAACUGCCUGGCGGUGGGACACAAUUUCUACUACACCUUCGGCAGAGUGCUGGAUGGGACCCGCUGCAGCCCAGACUCCCCGGAUCUCUGCAUCAGUGGCCAGUGCUUGACAGCGGGCUGCGAUGGGAUCCUGGGGUCCGGCUCUCGGAGCGAUGCCUGCGGCCUGUGUGAUGGCAGGAACGACUCGUGCCUCUUCGUGCAGAGGGUGUUCCGGGCCGCGCUCCCCUCCUCCGGUUUCUUUGGGUACAAGAACGUGACGAGGAUCCCGGCAGGGGCGAUGCGCAUCAAGGUCACCGACUGGAGCCGCAAUUACCUAGCACUGAUGAAUGGGGAGCAGCAGUACGUGAUCAACGGGGACUGGGCCAUUGACUGGCCGGGCACGUACGAGGUGGCAGGCACCACGGUGCGCUAUGCCCGGGACGCGGACAAUCAUGAGACCCUCGAGGCAGCCGGGCCAACAGAGGAGGAUCUGCAUGUCAUGGUCCUGUUCCAGGAGCCGAACCCGGGCAUCGAGUACGAGUUCUGGCUCCCCAGGGAGCGGCAUGGGCACCUCCAGGGUGACUCCAGCCCCCUGCGACAGCCUCAGCCCAGAGGGAUCGACCUGGACCCACCCAGCGUGUCCCAGCCUGGGCCUUGGACCACACUGGUGCCCCCCACGCACCUCAGCAUCAGGGACAUGACCACAGAGAGGUCCCGGAGGGGACCCACAGACACAACGCAAACAGGGAGCUGCGGCAGGUGCCAGAUGCCCAAGGGAAAGUCCCAGCGCAUCCGCCACUACUGCCAGAGUGACUUUGUGUUCCGGGCCCGGAUCCUGGCCAAGCGGCCGAUCGGGCAGGAGACGCGCUACGACGUGCAGGUGAAGCACACCUAUCGCAACCGCUUCCCCCUGGUGCACCGGGAGUACGUGUGGGUCUCCAACGCCUGCGACUGCCCCCCGCUGCUGGAGCGCCGCGAGUACCUGCUCAUGGCCCGGCGCCACGUCAACUACGAGCACACGCUCAACCGCAUCCUGCUGCAGCACGGCAGCUACGCCCGGCCCUGGUCGCCACGCGAGGACAUGCUGCUGCGGGACAUCGCCGGGCACUGCGCCCAGGGCAGGCCGGCGUGACCGGAUGGGAGCCCCCUCCUGCAGCGGCGGGGGAGAGCCCAGCCGUGGACAGGGCGGGCAGGGAGCGGUUUGGGGGCGCCCUGACCCGUUUCCACCCAGCCCUCCCCCGUACAUACUCGGCGUGAGGCCACAAAAUCCAGGGCUCCCCUCAGAUCAGCCAGUCUGACCAAUGCUGCCUUCACCUGCCACUCGCCCCUGGGCUGGCUGGCUCCAAGGCAGGGCCCUGAUGCAAGCACGUACCCCUGGCCUAAAGUCAUCCCCUUGCUCCCAGUGCAGCCGGACCCUCACCUCGAGUGCCAGCCAUGGGGGGUGAGGCUGGGAGCUGAUGGGAGAGCGGCUGCUGAGAUCAGCUUGGGACGGCAGUGGUGGAGGAAGGCAGAGGGCAAUCGGAACGGGGGGAUUUCAGUCUCCAGUCUCUCACUGAUCCAGCCACGCUGCCCAAGGGGUAAAAUGGGAGUGUGGCUUCACAACAGGGCAGGAUGUUCGAGUCCACGCCUGGUGGUUGAGAGGACUCAGGACUUUAAAACAGUGCCUCCCUACAGGUGCAAAUCCAGGCCAUGAGCCUCACAGCAAGCCAGUUACUAGACAGUAGCCACCCUGCUCAGCCACCUUCCUGCAGCCUUGGCACUGCGAAAUCCCUGCCAGGCAGGGUGCAAACAGAGAACCCAGCCAUCACAUCCACAUCCGCUAGCAUACCAUGCACAUGCUAGCGCACCAUGCAAAAACACGCACACAUGAGCCCAUCAUGCAAACACAUGCACACACUAGCACACUAUGCAAACACACACACACACACACACGCUCACUCUGCAGCCCCCACGUCCACGCCAUGCAUACCAGCACCCACCCAAGUCCCACCCCUCACACACCUAAACCCGUCUGGAGCGCCGAGCUCCCGAGGCAAAGAGUCUGUGUCUGUCUGUAAUUAACCCCUCUCCCUGCCCCCGCUCCCUGGUGCAGGGCUGGGCGGCUUUUCUCCCUGGGGAACUGCUCUGAGUUGAGUCUCUGGGAUCAGACACUGCUGCCCCCCGCCCCCUCCACACACACACUGAUGCCAGCUGUGUGCUCCUCUCUCGGCUCUGCCCAGCAGUGAUAACGCUUGAGUCCCUGGAAUCCCACCCUCAAGCCCACGGGAGGUGCCCUGAACUCCAUCUGCCCAGCCAGCCCCAUUGCCUGGGCCCACCAGCACAUGCUAGGCGAGCUUCCCAGCUGAACUGGGUCCUUGUUCCAUCCUCACCCUGCCUGCUCCACUCCCUGCUCCUGCUGGGAGCCACACAGCCUAGGGCUGGGCUCCCAAGAGCUGGCACAGUGGGCAUGGGCACACCAUGAGAUGGGCACCUGAGGGGGGUGGUACAGCCAGAGAGGGGUGGCCCCCGCCCGUGAGGGAGCUCCUAGGGCCAGGGCAGUCGGAGGAGGGGGCAGACAAACACAGCAGAACAUGCUAGC
Dermochelys coriacea (leatherback sea turtle) is the source of this 3648-nucleotide messenger RNA. RefSeq names its product ADAMTS like 5 (gene ADAMTSL5). NCBI's taxonomy places the organism in Eukaryota, Metazoa, Chordata, Testudines, Dermochelyidae. The transcript is spliced from 12 exons. Gene Ontology annotation, molecular function: metalloendopeptidase activity; protein binding. The record is from RefSeq and is a predicted model, not a curated record. Gene Ontology annotation, biological process: extracellular matrix organization. The coding region runs from base 559 to 2202 and encodes 547 amino acids. Gene Ontology annotation, cellular component: extracellular matrix.